AUGUCUGACGACGAACAACUACCCGUAAAAAUAAUCCCUGAAUUCGGAAGUUCCGAUUUCUCGUCGUCGUUGUCUUUUGGCGGCUUCGAGUUCUUGGCUUCUGUUGCUCUUGCAACUUUAGAAAAAGACAAUGCAUCAACUUUUUCGACUAGAAGAUUUAUUUGGAGCGAUCAGUACACGGCUCAUGAGAAAUUGAUGGCCAUGUACUUUGUAGAUGAUCCAAUGUUUGAUGAUGAGGUUUUCCGUAUGAGAUAUUGCAUGUCGAAGCGGUUGUUUCUAAAAAUCAUAGAAGACAUCACUGCAUCAUUUUCAUGGUUUCGGGAUUCAGUGAAUGUGGUGGGUACUAGAGGGUUCUCGUCAAUUCAAAGUGCACGUGCGCGCUACGACAACCUCGCCGAUCACUAUGAUGAGGGGUUGUCGUUUUCUACUAGAACUGCACGUGAGUGUCUAGACAACUUUUGCAUCGCCAUAAAGCAUCUUUAUGGUGAAGAGUAUUUGCCUUCUCCGGCUAGCCAUGAUGUUGCGCGUUUAUAUGAGGCGCAUGAAGCUAGACAUCAUUUUCUAGGCAUGAUCAAUAUGUUGAAACAAUCGCCAUUAUUUAUUCCUGAAGCGAAUGGGAAGUCUCUUGAGUACGGGGUUUACUAUAAACGGUCGCCGUUACAGUAUACGAUAGUAGGAUACUAUCUAGGGGAUGGUAUUUACCCAUAUUGGUCUUAUUUUGUGAAAGUGUAUGCAUACCUGGUCGCUCAUUAA
Messenger RNA from Erigeron canadensis, 753 nucleotides. RefSeq lists its product as uncharacterized. The record is from RefSeq and is a predicted model, not a curated record. The transcript has a single exon. NCBI's taxonomy places the organism in Eukaryota, Viridiplantae, Streptophyta, Magnoliopsida, Asterales, Asteraceae. Bases 1 to 753 code for a protein of 250 amino acids.